Molecule: messenger RNA, 3289 nt
Organism: Alnus glutinosa
Lineage: Eukaryota; Viridiplantae; Streptophyta; Magnoliopsida; Fagales; Betulaceae
Product: receptor-like protein EIX2
Exons: 2
Coding region: 109-2181 (690 amino acids)
Molecular function (GO): protein binding
Source: RefSeq, a predicted model, not a curated record
ACACCUUUUGCAAGCCCGGAUCAAAACAGCUGUGGCACCUACUAAAACUUCUUUGUCUAAGCUUGAGCUCUUACCCACGUACCGUCCCAAAGAGAGCGUCUGAUAAUCAUGAGAGGCCAUUAUGCAGAAUUUCUACUCGUACUUGGGCUCCUAUGUAUCAUCGGAACCACAAAUAUUUGUUUUGGUUUGAAUUUGAGUAAUUCAGAGCUCAGAUGCAUAGAGGAAGAAAGACAAGCACUUCUUGAAUUUAAGCAAGGCGUUCAAGAUGAUUACCAUGUGCUGUCUUCUUGGGGCAGCCAUGAAGAAUGUUGCAAAUGGAGAGGAAUUCAAUGCAGCAAUCGGACAGGUCAUGUUGUCAAGCUUGAUCUCCGGCAAAACACUUUCUUUGGAACCUUCGAGUUUCUAUCAGGUGAGAUAAGCUCUUCAAUACUUGGAUUGCAACAUUUGGCUUAUCUGGACUUAAGCUCCAAUAAUUUUCCCAUCCUCCCAGAGUUCAUUGGUUCACUCACUGAAUUACAAUAUCUCAAUCUCUCUUUCAACUCCAUUUCUGGAACCAUUCCAUGGCAGCUUGGUAAUCUCUCAAGGUUGGUUUCUCUUGAUCUCAGCUGGAACUAUAACGACAGGGUUCUUGAGGACCCCAAUCUUGAUUGGCUCUAUAAUCUCUCCUCUUUAAGACACUUACGUAUGAGCCAUGUGAACCUUAGCAAGGUAGUCAAUUGGCCGGAUAAGGUGAAUAUGCUCCCUUCUUUACUAGACUUGCGCCUGAGUGAUUGCGAGCUCUCGAUGCCCUUUGAUCCUCUUGUGCCUUCCAGUAUUGCUAAUUCUUCUUCACCACUUUCAUUCAUUGAUCUCUCUUACAAUCAUCUCAACUCCUCUGUAUUCCCUUGGCUAUACAGAUAUAACAGUAGCCUUGUCUUUCUUGACCUCUCUUAUAACAAGUUAGAAGGUUCAAUUCCAGAAGCUUUUGGGAAUUAUAUGGUAGCUCUUGCUCAUCUUGUCCUCUCUUCCAACAACCUUAAUGGGGUGAUACCACAAACUUUGAAGAAUCUUCACAGCUUACAAGUAUUAAAGUUAUCAAACAAUAGUAUAAGUGGAGAGGUUCCUGAUCUUUCAAAACUCUCUUUCUUGAGUGAGUUGCAUUUGUCCAACAAUCGGUUAAAUGGGAGUUUAGCCAAUAGCAUUGGAAAAUUUUAUAAGCUCCAGAUUCUUGAUUUGUCCUCAAAUUCUCUCGAAGGUGUCAUCACUGAAGUACAUUUGUCGAAUUUUUUUACCCUACGCCAAUUGGACUUAUCUUCUAAUUCUCUUUCUUUGAAGUUUAGUCCAGCCUGGGUUCCACCAUUUCAUCUGGAUACCAUAAGCUUGGGGUCUUGCAAAUUGGGGCCAGCUUUUCCUGAAUGGCUCCAAACACAGAAGAAUUUUUCUCGACUCGAUAUGUCUGGUGUAGGAAUUACAGACACCAUUCCCAAUUGGUUUUGGGACCUUUCUUCCAAUAUAAUGAUCUUAAAUCUCUCUCGCAAUCACAUCACUGGCACCAUACCACUUCAAUGGUUUUCAACAAGGUUUAUUGGUUAUCCUCAAAUAGAUUUGAGUUAUAACCGCUUCAGUGGUCCAUUGCCACAUUUUAAUUCCGAUUCAGUCGUGUUGAAUCUCUCCAACAACCUGUUCCAAGGAUCUAUUACAUCCAUAUGUGAGACAAAUGGGUCUGUGAAUGCCAAUUAUACACAUUUGAGUUUUCUUGAUCUUUCAGAUAACUUGUUAUCCGAAGAACUCCCUAACUGUUGGGGAAAUAUGAAUUUUCUAACCAUAUUUAAUUUGGCAAACAAUAAUCUCUCUGGGAGAAUCCCUGAUUCUAUUUGUGCAUCUACGGGAUAUGGGCUUCAGACGUUGCAUUUGCAGAACAACAAUUUCAUCGGAGAACUACCCAAAUCAUUGAUAACUUGCUCUUCAUUAAAGGUACUAGAUCUUGGAGAAAACAGACUCUCUGGAAGGAUACCAACACAGAUAGGCACAAGCCUACCACAUUUGAUUGUUCUUCGCCUGCCAUCAAACUUGUUCGUGGGUCGCAUACCAAUGCAAUUAUGUCAUCUAACAUCUCUUCAAAUUUUAGACCUUUCUCACAACAGUAUUACAGGGAUUAUACCAAAGUGCCUCAGUAACUUCACUGUCAUGGCUGAAACAUAAAGUUCAUCUGUAAGCAUUCUUCAAACAUAUGUUUCUUCUCCCUCUGGGGCCAACUUUUAUUUCACUUCCACCUACAUUGACAAUUUAUUUGUGACUUUCAAAGAAAAAAAUGUCAAGUAUAACAAAACUCUUGGACUAGUAAAAGUCAUCGAUCUUUCGAGCAACAAAUUGAAAGGAGAAAUUCCACGAGAAAUAACAAGUCUCUCAGGAUUAAUUGGCUUGAACCUAUCUAGAAACUUGUUGACUGGUAUCAUUCCUUGGAACAUUGGUGACAUGGAGAGAUUGGAGUCUUUGGACUUGACAAAAAAUCAACUUUCAGGCAUAAUUCCCCCAAGCCUGACUACUAUGAGCUUUCUAAGCUACUUGAAUUUGUCAAGCAACAACUUAUCAGGUAGAAUCCCAUCAGGUACCCAACUUCAAAGCUUUGAUGCUUCUGCAUAUGCAAGUAAUCGAGAUCUUUGUGGCUUGCCUCUUCCGAAAAAGUGUUUGGGAGAUGAAGCAGCUCAAGAUCCUCAAACUGGUGACAAAUAUGGAGAAGGCAAUAUUCAAGAACAUGAAAACUCCCACGAACAUCUAUGGCUUUAUGCUAGCAUUGCACUUGGAUUCAUAGUUGGGUUUUGGGGUGUUUGUGGAUCGUUGAUAUUGAAGAGUUCUUGGAGGCAUGCCUAUUUCGGGUAUCUAGAGAGAGUUGGAGAUUGGCUCUGCAUAACAAAAGCUGUCAGCAUGGCCAAGUUACUGGAAACUUGGAGACUCUGUGCUACCAAGAAAAUAUUUAGUCCAGAUUUCAACUGAAGGCAACGGCGAAAAACACUUAAUUAACGUACGUGGACGUACGGAAUAUUUGUCUUUGCACGAAGAAGAUCUCGAUCUAUCUAAUGGCCGGUUUUCUUUUAUGUUACUUUGAAUUAUGUUUAUAAUAUUUGUAACAUCAUUAUUCGCGUUGUCUUCGAUCUAUAUCACAAACUCUACACAUGCAGAUCAUGUCUACUAUGAAAUUUGUUAAUGUUUAAGUGCAUGUUGUCAUCUUGGACUAUUUGUACGAUUAUUGGCCGUACGUGUGGCUUCUCUUUCUCUGAAGCAUUUAAUCACAUGCAUUGUUGAAUCAAAU